UCUCUCUCUCUCUCUCUCUCUCUCUCUCUCUCUCUCUCUCCUGGGAGAACAACUUUUUGAAACUUUUCAAGUUUUGUUUUUUCGCUUUUCUUUUUUUCACGAGAGAGCUCUUUUAGGGUUUCUGGAAGCUUUAAUCUUACAGUGCUCCCACUCCAAUCUAACUUUAACUAAAGCUUCUUACUUUGUACAUUACUCUCUCUCUCUCCCGUGAAAGCUCUUGUCGGUGGUGGUGAUUCCCCGACGAAGCUACUUAUUCACCGGAAAAUUACUAAGAAUUUUCCUGGAUCCGAUUUAGAGGAUUUGGUUUCUUAAAAGUGGGACCUUGAUGGGUAGUUUAUUAGGGAAUGUCCUUUGAAUGAAGCAAAGACUAGUCUUGCUACAAAAGAGGAAAGGGAAAGAUUCCAUUUUUAGUUUGUUUUCAGAUAUUACGGAGCUUUGUUGCUUUGCCUUUUCUUUUUUUAAUCUCUUGUGUCUGGGGGAAACUUGCAUGUGAAGGGAUCUUGCGUUGAACGAAUAAGCAAGCUUCUUGCUACUGUGUGUUGCUUAUUCUGCAAAUCUGUUGAAUACGGAUCAAAACCCAUGUCGGAGAAGCUACUUUUGGUUCUGUUCUCACAGCAAUGGAUCUCUGUUUCUACCCUUAAGUUAAUGUCUUUAUGAGCUAGGGAUUAAAAGUUGUUGUCUUUUGGGGCUGUUUCAACCUCUUGUGGCUGGAUUUGAGAGAUGGAGGAUAUUGGGUUGGUGAAACAAGGUUGGAAAUGGAUGCAAUCUCAGAAACAUGUGUGUUCGAAUGCUUGUUCUGCGGUGCGGUGUUUUGGGGAGAAGAUUGGAGAGCUUGUGGAGCGUCAUUGGCCAUUGGUGUGUAGUGGAUGUGGGAAGCUGUUAGGGCUUCUUCGUCUGUCUAUUGUUUACUGGAAAGAUUGUAUCUUGAGGGGGUUCCGUUGCAGCGCCAAGUUGGGCUCAGCUGCUUUGCUUUUGAUAAUGUGGAGUUGCUUCCUUAGCUUGACUUCCUUAUCUUGCUUGCUCUAUGUUCUCCUCAGUAUGGGAGCUGCUGCAGCUGUUGUUGUGAACUUGGGUUGCACUCCUGGGCUCUUUAUUGUAGGACUAUUUGGUAUUUUGAUUUUAUGGAUGUAUGCAAACUUUUGGAUCACCGGAACAUUGUUUAUAGUUGGAGGCUAUUUAUUCUCCAUAAACCAUGCUCGUCUGGUGGUUCUAGUGGCGGCUGGAUAUGCUAUGUACUGUGUCAAAGUCAGACUUGGAUGGCUUGGUGUCUUGCUCUCAAUGAAUCUUGCCUUCUUGUCAAACGAUGUAUUAAACUGUCUUCUUCAAUGGUGUGACAAUCUAAGUGAAAAACCACAACCUGAGGAACCAAAGAAAUCUGAAGAAACAACCAUAGAAGAAGACUAUCCUGGAGAAUUUGAGUAUCCAUCAGUUCCCAUCGAAGAAGAAGAGACUGAGAAAAAGGUUCAUGAGAAUAAGUCAACUGCUGAACCAACUGCUCCUACUACAACAGUUGUUAAUACUGUGAAGGAGAUUACUAGUGUUAAGAUAGUUAAAGUAGACACAAGUUCAUCAGCUGAUGAAAUGAAGAGAAUACUGAAAAGUUUGAAUCAUUAUGAAGCGUUGGGGAUCCCUCGGCAUAAAAAGAUCGAUGACGCGGUUCUUAAGAAAGAGUAUAGAAAGAAGGCAAUGCUGGUUCAUCCUGAUAAAAAUAUGGGAAGUCCUUUGGCAAGUGAAUCAUUCAAGAAACUUCAAUGUGCUUACGAGGUUCUUUCUGAUAUUGUAAAGAAGAGAGAUUACGAUGAGCAACUAAGAAAAGAGGAGUCUAAGACCAGGAGUGUUUGUCAAACAUCUCAUGCUUCAUCACAUCAGAGUGGUCCUGGUUAUCGUGCAGAAGAGUCGAGGCGGAUACAUUGUACAAAAUGUGGUAAUUCACACAUAUGGGUAUGCACCAGUAGGACUAAAGCCAAGGCAAGAUGGUGCCAGGAUUGUGGUCAAUAUCAUCAAGCAAAAGAUGGAGAUGGGUGGGUUGAACUCAAAGGGACAUUAUCCUUUGAGAGAGCACAUAAGAUUGAGAUACCACGUGCUUUUGUUUGUGCGGAAAGCAAAAUCUUUGACGUCUCAGAAUGGGCUAUUUGUCAGGGAAUGGCUUGUAGACCAAACACGCAUAGGCCAAGCUUUCAUGUGAACAUGGUUGGGUUAGAAAAGACAACACAGAGAUCAAACUCAAGUAGGUUCCCAUGGGAUCUAGACGUGGAGAUGAUGGAUGAGGAUGAAGAAGAGUUUGAGCUGUGGCUUCAACAAGCUCUUGCUUCUGGUUUGUUUUGUGAGACCUCAAAACGCAGGAAAAGCUGGAGUCCAUUCAAGUUAAGCCAGAUGAAAAGCAAGAAACAGUGGCGAAGGACAUCCACUUGAUGUAUUAUAAGCUUAUUACCACAACAGGGUGCAAGAAUAGACAAAAUAGGAUUCACACAGCAAAGUGGAUGCAAAAGAUCUGAGUAGUAUAGCAAGCAUACUUUCUUUGGUGGGGGUCUUUCUCUGUAAAUAGAAGCUGCUGGAUUCUUGUUCACUUGUUUUCCUCAGUCUUGUAAACUACUACUUUGAGCAAAAAAACGUCUUUUACAUGAGAUGUAUACAUUUGAAUACUGUUCAUUUUAUGAGAAGUAGCUCAAAAAGAAAAUUAGUUAUUUACUUUA
Molecule: messenger RNA, 2693 nt
Organism: Eruca vesicaria subsp. sativa (arugula)
Lineage: Eukaryota; Viridiplantae; Streptophyta; Magnoliopsida; Brassicales; Brassicaceae
Source: the annotation of a GenBank genome assembly